GGGGCAAAGCCUAUGACUAAAGCCAGGGUCCAAGCCCGAGGCUCACUCGAGUGCGUCGUCCCCACGUCAGGUUUUUCUACCCGUUCCUUCCCUUUCCCGUGCUUUUCUGAAGCCCCCUUUCACUGCGUUUCUGUCUCGUGUCCAUCCUUGACUUCACCAGUGGCUGGAUCUGCUGGGGGGUUGCCCCGCGACAGAGACCAGAGUUGCAUCCUCUAGCGGCCGGUGGCAAGGAUGCCUUUGUCUCCCAGUCUCUGUCUUCGGCUCGAACAGCGCACAGCUUGCAGGUAAAAAUUCACGUCUGGACUAGCCCUGCCCGCCACAGGACCCGAAGUCUUAAAGGAAAGCCAGGAUUCGGCGCUCGGGCGCAACAACACACUCGAAGAUCGUGUAGAGGCCGCGUGGGAACCAACGAGGGCGCGACGACCGUCACUGCGCAGGCGUCAAUCUUCCCUUCUAGACACUGCAAUUCCCAUAAGGCCAUGCAGUGUCUUCGGCGCCGCUAAAGCCCAGGAGCUUCGCUCGCUCCGAGAGGGCUCGGGACCUCUCGCCGAACUGCAUUAUGGAAUACAUAGUCUAACAGAAAACGUCUUCGGGCAUAAAUUCUCGACCAAGCUCACGUGUUUACCUUGUGCACUGGCGGCGGCGGCUGGGGUGGGGGUGAAGCAUCAAUGAAGAGUGGCUACCAGGUUUCGUCAUAAAACCGCGACAAGACGGGCGGCGCCAUCUUCGAACUUGGACUUCCGGAAGGACUUUGGUGAGGGGGCUGCCAUUUUAGGGGGUGCUGAUGGAUACCUGCGGGGUCGGCUGUGUUGCCCUGGGGGAGGCCGGCCCCGUGGGGAACAUGACUGUAGUAGAUUCUCCUGGACAAGAGGUGCUAAACCAGCUUGAUGUCAAGACCUCUUCAGAAACAGCUAGUACGGAGACUUCCAUAGAGAUGUCUUUACCUGGAUUUGAGGAUUCUCCUGAUGAGAGGAAGCUCCCUCCAGAACAGGAAAGCCUCUCCAGGCUGGAACAGCAAGAUCUUUCUUCAGAGAUGUCAAAGGUCUCAAAGCCUAGGGCCUCAAAGCCUGGCCGGAAGAGAGGUGGUAGGACACGGAAAGGCUCAAAAAGACCCCAACAACAGCCUCAUCCUCCAUCAGCCCCUCUGGUUCCUGGUCUCUUAGAUCAAUCCAACCCUCUAUCUGCUCCCGUGCCUAAGAAAAGAGGUCGGAAGUCCAAGGCAGAGCUGCUCCUGCUGAAGUUGUCAAAAGGCGUAGAUCAGCCAAAGUCGCCACCUCCAAAGAGGCCCCCUGAGGACUUUGAAACCCCGCCUGGGGAACGACCCCGCCGAAGGGCUGCCCAAGUGGCGCUUAUGUAUCUUCAGGAACUGGCUGACGAGCUCUCAACAACCCUGCCUACUCCAGUGCCCUGUCCUGAGAGCCCCAAGGAGAGCAGCCCCACCGAACCAGAGAAAACCCAGGAACAGGCAGACUGUCAAGGUGGAGAAGAAGAGGCUGACACUGCACCAGAUGAAGACUUUGUUUUCCAGGUUGAGACUGAAGAUGAAGAAGAAAGUGAGGAGGCCUCAAGUGAGAGCUCAUCUGACCCCGAGCCUCCCAUGCCCCGAGGAUCCGCUGCAGUGAAGCAGAAGCCGCACUGCCGGGGUGUGGCUCCCAAUGGCUUACCAAAUUACAUCAUGGCUCCCAUUUGGAAGUGCCUCCAUCUCACCAAGGACAUCCGAGAACAGAAGCAUUCAUACUGGGAGUUUACAGACUGGAUUCCUUUAGCCUGGAAGUGGCGCUUGUUGUCUGAACUUGAGGCAGCUCCGUAUCUGCCCCAAGAGGAAAAGUCUCCACUGUUUUCUGUACAACGUGAAGGACUUCCCGAAGACGGCACACUCUACCGAAUAAACAGAUUUAGCUCGGUCACAGCCCACCCAGAGCGCUUGGAUGUGUCCUUCUUCACAGGGGGACCUCUCUGGGCUCUGGAUUGGUGCCCAGUGCCAGAGGGGGCAGCAGCCUCACAGUAUGUGGCCCUUUACUCCAGCCCUGACAUGAAUGAGACACACACACUGAGCCAGCUUCAUUCGGGUCCCGGGCUGCUCCAGCUCUGGGGCCUUGGGACCUUGCAACAAGAAAGCUGUCCUGGCAGUAGGGCCCACUUUGUCUAUGGCAUUGCUUGUGACAACGGCUGCAUCUGGGACCUCAAGUUCUGCCCCAGUGGAGCAUGGGAACUUCCAAGCACCCCUCGGAAGGCUCCUCUGCUUUCUCGUUUGGGUCUCUUGGCUCUUGCCUGCUCAGACGGGAAUGUGCUGCUGUUCAGUCUGCCCCAUCCUGAGGCCCUGCUAGCUGAGCAGCCCCCAGAUUCAACGAAGCCUGCCAUCUAUAAGGUACAACCUGUAGCAACCCUUCAGGUGGGGUCUGUGCAAGCUUCAGACCCCUCUGAAUGUGGUCAGUGCCUUAGCCUGGCCUGGAUGCCCACCCGGCCCCACCACCACCUGGCUGCUGGAUACUAUAAUGGCAUGGUGGUUUUCUGGAACCUUCCCACUAACUCUCCCCUACAGCGGAUACGGCUCUCUGAUGGCUCUUUAAAGCUCUACCCCUUCCAGUGUUUCCUAGCCCAUGACCAGGCCGUGCGUACCCUUCAAUGGUGCAAAGCUAACAGUCAUUUCAUAGUCUCUGCAGGGAGUGACCGGAAAAUCAAAUUCUGGGACCUUCGACGACCUUAUGAACCAAUAAACUCUAUCAAGCGCUUCCUGAGUACAGAGCUGGCCUGGCUGCUCCCCUACAAUGGUGUCACUGUGGCUCAGGAUAACUGCUAUGCCUCUUAUGGACUCUGUGGGAUUCAUUAUAUUGAUGCUGGUUACCUUGGUUUCAAGGCCUACUUCACUGCUCCUCGAAAAGGCACUGUCUGGAGUCUUUCAGGAUCCGACUGGCUUGGGACAAUAGCUGCAGGAGAUAUAUCCGGGGAGCUCAUUGCAGCUAUAUUACCUGAUAUGGCACUGAACCCAGUAAAUGUCAAGCGAUCUGUAGAGCGAAGAUUCCCUAUAUAUAAAGCAGAUCUGAUGCCAUAUAAGUACAGUUCUGAAGAUCAAGACCUCCCUUCAGCUUCAUCUGGGACUCCCAACCCUCCCAAGGCUCGAACUUAUGCUGAAACUGUCAACCAUCACUACUUGCUUUUUCAAGACACAGAUUUGGGUUCAUUCCAUGAUCUGCUCCAAAGAGAACCAAUGCUACGCAUGCAGGAGGAAGAGGGGCAUUCACUGCUCUGCCUGGACAGGCUGCAGCUGGAGGCUAUUCAUAAGGUACGUUUCAGCCCAAACCUGGACUCCUAUGGAUGGCUGGUAUCUGGGGGACAGUCAGGGCUGGUUCGGAUCCAUUUUGUCCGUGGACUCACCUGCCCACUGGGCCACCGUAUGCAGCUUGAAAGCCAAGCCCACUUCAGUGCUGUGUUCCAACCACCCUCCCCUACUCAAGAGCCUGACUUCCCUCCACCCAGCCAUCGCAUUCUGCCUUUUCCCUAGUUGUGGUCCACACAGGACCCUUGGAAUGAAGUCUGCCAACAACAAAUGGCCCCAUGCACAGGCCAUAGGAACCAGGGCCUUCCUGGACAGUGAGGCUGCCAGGCCUGGACCUUUAGACCUGCCUCCCCAGGACUCCUUAGAUACUUCUCCUUCCACAGACUUCUCCUGUUAUCACAGCCCUCUGCGGGCAGGGGGGCUCGCCCUCCACAAACUCUUAAGGCUCCUUAGCCUAAAACUAUGGCUCAUGAGAAACACUUAGGCCUCACCUAGGCUUGGGAGUCAAAUUGCUCAUAUUGAGCAUAUUGUGAAGUGGGUAAACCUAAGUAAAGGUACUGGGUGUUUUUGAGACCACGUGAGUGGGUGUUUGGAGAACUGGAAAGGGUAUCUGUAUGAAGGCUCCUGUCUGACUAUAUUCCAGGAUCCAAUAUUAUUGCCUUCCCAGCUUCCUCUUUAGAGUAACCAACACGCAGGCCCAUGAAGGGGUGAUAGUAAUUUAUUGGACUAAAGUUGCUUAUACUGGUUCUUUAAGGAACACCACAAACACCCUACCAGUAAAACAGUGGUUCAGAUCUUGCUCCUGCUUAUGAAAUAUUCCUGAUCACUGGUCAUCUGACCCUACUUGAACACUCCUAGUCAUGUUUUAAAACAUCUUCCUUUAUAUCAAGUCAGAGAGUAUUCCUCUAUAGAUUUUACCAUGGGUAUUAGGAAAUCUAGUCAUUCUUCCCUGUGAUUGCCCUUUUAAGUAGUUAAAAAUAGCUAUCGUGUUUCCUCAAAUUUUUCUCCUCUAGAUUAAACAUCUUCAGUUACUUUAACCAUUCUUUACACGUCAUGGUUUUUGAUCCUUCAUGAUACUGUCACAUUGUUGACUUAUUAAACAUGUUCAGCUACUUUA
Messenger RNA from Hipposideros armiger (great roundleaf bat), 4394 nucleotides. RefSeq names its product general transcription factor IIIC subunit 2 (gene GTF3C2). Gene Ontology annotation, molecular function: protein binding. The coding region runs from base 785 to 3502 and encodes 905 amino acids. Gene Ontology annotation, biological process: transcription by RNA polymerase III. NCBI's taxonomy places the organism in Eukaryota, Metazoa, Chordata, Mammalia, Chiroptera, Hipposideridae. Gene Ontology annotation, cellular component: transcription factor TFIIIC complex. The transcript has 19 exons. The record is from RefSeq and is a predicted model, not a curated record.